Serpula lacrymans var. lacrymans S7.9 is the source of this 1020-nucleotide messenger RNA. RefSeq lists its product as uncharacterized. Lineage: Eukaryota; Fungi; Basidiomycota; Agaricomycetes; Boletales; Serpulaceae. The transcript has 3 exons. Bases 1 to 1020 code for a protein of 339 amino acids. The record is from RefSeq and is a predicted model, not a curated record.
AUGGGUACAGAGGAACUGGAUGCAAGAAUAUGCACUUUACCUCCUGCAUAUGGAUUAAAGCAUUUCAAAAAUGGUUUAUCGCCUCUUUCUCAGAUAUCUGGAGGCGAAAGAAAAGAUAUGGCCAAGAUACUUUUAGGAUGCCUUGUAGGAAAACUCCCCAAGCAGGCAAUUAUCGCAAUUAGAUCACUCUUGGACUUCAUUUACAUUGCUCAGUACCCCACACACAGCGAUACAACCCUUGGAUAUCUAUCAGAUGCUCUCAAAACAUUCCAUCAAAACAAAGCAAUUUUUGUCACUCUGGGUGUUAGAGAAAAUUUCAAUAUUCCUAAAUUUCACUCUCUACUACACUAUGUCGACUUUAUUCGCUGGUUUGGGGCUACAAAUAACUACAACACAGAAAUGUUUGAACAUUUCCACAUAGACAUGGCCAAGGAUGCAUGGAGAGCAUCAAAUCAUAGGAAUGAGUGUCCACAAAUGACUACCUGGCUUACAAGGCAAGAAAAAACUGUGUGGUUUGAAUGCUAUCAAUUUUCUUUACAAAAUAGAUCAGUUCUACGUCAGCAAGAUACUCUCCAGAAUUCGUCUGGCUUAGGUAUUAACAUAGCCAAAGUAUCUCCUCUUCCACAACAACCCCUUCAAUCAAUUCAACAAAACCACCAAUGUCAUGGCUUCAUACGUGAUAUCAAGGAGUUUCUGAAUCGCCUAAUACACGUCAAUAUUGCAAAUGUCCCAUUUGAUUCACUUGACGUAUUCACUAGUUUCAAACUCACUCCAAUUCACCUUGGAGAUAAUGCUAGUGCAAGUACACAUGUUGGAAGAGUUAAAGUAAUCUUCAAGCUUCCUGCCAUUUUUCAUGGUGGUUUUGUUGGUAUACCAAAACAUUGGCCCAAAAUUCCAUUGGCGUACAUUGAAUGGUACACCAAGUUAAAAGGUAGUGCAGAUCCAGCACAUAUGAUGUAUGCGAUUACAAAACCUGCACUUGGAGCUGAUGGUACUCCACCAGCUUCCAUAGUACCAUAG